AUGUCCGAGGAAACAAUACAGCGGCCUAUGAAGCUCAAGCAGCAAAUAGUGGCACCAGGCACUGAACUCUUGAUACAACAAGAAAAUUUGGCCACAAAUAACUAUCAACAUGUAUUUCACGGCGAUUUGCGCAUUCUACUUGUUCCACAACCAUCAUUGAACGAUCCCAACGACCCAUUGCUGUGGUCGCGAUUGAAGAAGUGGAUCAGCUUUGGCAAUGGUCUCUUUUACGCCUUCAAUGGAGCGGUCACAGGACCUAUGAUGGCUGGAGGAAUGAUCCAGCUUGCCACUUUCUUCAAGCGUUCACUCUCAGAUAUCACAUAUAGCAAUGGCGCGACCUUGAUUUGUCAAGGAUUAGGUACUUUAUUCUGGAUGCCCCUUGCUGUCAAAUUCGGUCGUCGUCCAGUGUAUCUCGCAUCCAAUAUCCUCAUGGGCAUCGCUUGCGUUUGGCUUGCCAUUGCUUCUGAGAAAGAUUUCCCUUUAUUUGUCGUGGCCCGUGCCUUCCUUGGCCUCGUAGAAGCCCCUAUUGAAGCCAUCGUUCCCAGUACUGUGACAGAUAUCUUCUACCUGCACGAACGAGGAGAAAAAGUCGCCCUGUAUGGAUUGUCUGUCCUUGGCGGAAACGAAAUAGGUCCCUUGGCUUCGGCCUACAUUAUCCAGACCCUGAGCAUGAGAUGGGCAUUCUUUAUUGUCGCCAUGUCAGUUGGAAUCAGCGUGGUCACAAUGUUUUUUCUCAUGCCGGAAACCAUAUUCACCGGCCAUCGCCCCAGAAUCACUCCAGUCAGAGCCGAAGAGACGAAUGAGAUCAACGAGCAUGAAAACAAACUCUCUUACGACCAUAUUGAAGGAAUCAAUGCUCUUACCACGGCACCAGUUGAAGAGACUUCGGAAAUUGCAAUAAAGCGAUCGUACAAAGAGGAGCUCUUUCGGGUCAGUAUCAACCGCGAGGUUAGUCUUUGGCAAGUAUUCAAGCGACCUUUCAUUCUCAUGGCUUACCCUACGGUACUAUGGUCGAGUCUUGUCUAUGGUAUGAGUCUGAGCUGGAAUGUCAUUCUGGGUUGUCUUGUCGCUCAGCUUUUUGCAGCACCUCCUAAUGCCUUUGAUGUCCAAAGGCCAUACCUCUUCAAUUCCGGAUCUCAAGGCCUAGUGUUUCUUUCUCCCUUCAUCGGCUCGCUUGUAGGCACAUAUCUCUGUGGCCCUUUGGCCGAUCGGAUAGCAACAUAUUUCACGGCUCGUAACAACGGUGUCCGUGAGCCUGAGAUGCGACUACCCACCUGUAUCAUCGCCGCCUUCUUGACUUUCAUCGGUGCCUUGAUUUCUGGUCUUACUUAUCACUACAAUACGCAUUGGGCCGGUCCCAUCAUUGGAUUUGGGGUGUUGUCCACUGGUGCUCAAAUGGGUGCUACUCUGGCCAUUUCAUACACAUUAGAUUGUCACAAGGAGCUGUCCGCAGAAAUAAUGGUCACCAUUUCCUGUCUAAAAUCCGGAGUUGCUUGGAUUUGGACAUGGUGUAUCAAUGACUGGGUCACAUCCAGUGGCCUCUUGACGGUGUUCAUGUGCGUAGCGACAAUUAAUGUUGGGGUUUAUUUGACGACGUUUAUCUUUCAUCUUUACGGCAAGAAGAUCAGAAUUUGGCUUAAAAUAAGGAAUCUGAUGAGUGAGGAAUUGGUCACUGAGUAG
This is a messenger RNA of Penicillium macrosclerotiorum, 1680 nucleotides long. RefSeq lists its product as uncharacterized. The transcript has 4 exons. Bases 1 to 1680 code for a protein of 559 amino acids. NCBI's taxonomy places the organism in Eukaryota, Fungi, Ascomycota, Eurotiomycetes, Eurotiales, Aspergillaceae. The record is from RefSeq and is a predicted model, not a curated record. Gene Ontology annotation, molecular function: transmembrane transporter activity. Gene Ontology annotation, biological process: transmembrane transport.